AUGAGCUCUUUUGAAUAUUGCGACAAUGUUACAUCUACAAUCCAUAAAAGCCUUUGGGAUCCAAGGGGAGGAAUUAUUUUCGACAAGAGAAUCUACGAGACACCCGUGACCACUUUUCGAACUUUAUCUUUGAGGACAAGGAUAUACUCGAAUAGAGCGGAAAUGAUACGAACUAGAGAUGUACCCGCAGCAGCAGGGCCCACUUCGCGCCGAAUGAUCGCACGAGCAGCAGGGAGUCACGCGAGCUUCGCGCUGCGACGCCCGUCGCGGCCCAACAGAGGCUGCUUGGGUCCGAGGUGCCGCACCGUGACGCUCGUCGCGACUCAACAGAGACCUCAGAUAUCCCAAGUCUCGCGGCGCAAGAUGUGCCGCAUCGUGACGCGGCUUGAGCUUGGACGGGAGGCGCAAAAGUUAGGACUUAGGAGCUUGAGCAACGAUUUUCCUUAA
This is a messenger RNA of Striga asiatica, 447 nucleotides long. NCBI's taxonomy places the organism in Eukaryota, Viridiplantae, Streptophyta, Magnoliopsida, Lamiales, Orobanchaceae. The record is from the annotation of a GenBank genome assembly.